CAAUAAUCGUGCAGGUAAAUACACAUUAGUGGACCAUUUGAUUGCUACUAAUCUUGACUACAACUGCUUGACUUUGCUUCACCUUUGAAAUCGUCGUUUCUGGAGUUCAUCAGAAAGAACUAUGAAUAUGUCUUGCUGGAUGUAUGUGGACUACUAGUAUCAGUACUUCAUUCCCUCACUACUUCCUAUUUUUGAUUGUGCAAGCAUGAUUUUCCGACUUGGCAUUCUUGUUAUUCUGGUUUUAACAACAUCAAAUAUAUCUGUAUUUGCGUUUCCAGGCAAUGACACUGAUCAGCAGGCAUUGCUUUCUUUUAAAGCUUCAAUAACAGCUGACCCGUCGGGUGUACUAGACUCAUGGAACAAUUCCAUCCACUUCUGUCAGUGGAAUGGCAUUACCUGCAGUCCUAGACGGCAGAGAGCAACAGUACUCAACCUCAGCUCGCAACACUUGGUGGGAACAUUCUCUCCACAUAUUGGAAAUCUCUCCUUUCUCAGGGGAAUUUACCUCUCCCAAAACAACUUUCAUGGCUCAAUUCCAAAUGAAAUUGGCCUGCUUUUUCGCCUACAAAAUCUUGAUCUAGGAUUAAAUUCUUUUCAAGGCGGAUGUCCUCCCAAUCUGAGUAAUUGUGCUGAUAUCAGAAACAUUACUAUGAGUCACAAUAAUCUUGAAGGAAAACUACCUACUACGUUUGCUUCUUGGCCUAAGCUUUACUGGUUUGAUCUGCAAGAGAAUCAUUUUACUGGGUCGAUUCCUCCUUUAAUAGGAAAUACAUCUUCUCUCCAUUUUCUACAUUUAAGAGCUAACAAUCUAGUGGGAAAUAUACCUUCAGAAGUUGCUCAUCACACAAAAUUAGAGGUUCUUUGUUUGUCCCUGAACUAUUUGUCUGGUAUGGUUCCACGACCACUUUACAACCUCUCAUCCCUCUAUAUUUUUAGUCUAACUCAGAAUAAGCUAAAAAGAACGCUUCCAGCAGAUUUGGGUGUCACCCUUCCUAGGCUGCAAGGUUUUCUGGUUUCAGCAAACAGAUUUUCAGGGCCACUUCCAGCAUCAAUAACUAACGCGUCUGAUCUUACUACUUUGGACGUCGUAGUAAACAGUAUUACUGGGACUAUACCAAACAAUCUCGGCAGCCUUCCCAAUCUUGAAUGGCUAAAUCUGGGGCAUAAUCCACUUGGAGACAGUACGCGUCCUGAUGACUUGAGCUUCUUCAAUUUUUUGGCUAAUUGUACCCAUCUAUAUCAUUUAGGCCUUGGUCAGAGUGGUCUACGAGGGCAGCUCCCGAAUUCCAUUAUAAAUCUCUCCACCACAAUCCAACUACUGUUUCUUUACAGUAAUCAUAUAAACGGAAGCAUACCUCGUGAAAUCAGAAAACUUAAGAACCUGUCAGUACUUUCGUUCUCAGACAAUUUAUUGACAGGGACCAUUCCAGAAUCAAUCUGAGAGCUAUCUAUGUUGGAAAAACUACAUUUAAAUGGAAACAACAUUUCAGAUUAUGGAAUGGGUGCGGAGAUAUCAGCAAAGGGAGAUGUUUAUAGCUAUGGCAUUCUUCUUCUGGAAUUGUUCUCAGGGAAGCGACCCACAGAAAGCAGCAUAUUACCGGAAAAUGGUAAUAAUCUGCAUGACUAUGUGAGAAAGGCAAUCCCGCAAAGAGUGAUGGACAUUGCUGACCCAAGAAUUGUACUAGUUCAAGAAGAACUUGGACUGACUGUAAAUCAAUCAUACAGCAGGGCUACCAAUAAUGGUAUGCCUGGCUUCCAUAUUGAAGUGGGGAUAUCAUGUUCAGAAGAGACACCCCGAAAACGCAUUGACAUCAGAGUUGCUGUUAAAGGUUACAAAUGGCAAGAAACAAAGUUCUGCAGUGCAUUCAGUAACAAGAAAUCUCUCAUGGAUCAAAGUUAUGGAACAUGUAAAAUGAGUCAACAAUAAGUCUUUUUUAUUUUGAGUUGAGCAUGCUCAAAUUUGCUGCCAUGUUAUCACUUGGUUUACCGCAAUUUCCUCUUCUUUGCUAUGAGUUGGUAAUGGUCCUAUACCAGUGAUUUAAGGCUGAUUUCAAAACUGAAUUGCUGUCACCAGAUAAAGCUGAGAACACGUACGAGAAAAAACAGAGGAAGCAGAUGCAACCUCAGCUUAGAACUCCUAUUAAAUCACAGGCUCCACCACCGAGCAGAGGUAAGAGUUUGUAAAAUUCACAGCAAGCCUUAAAGGAUGUUGAUUAAAAAGCAUGGAAAAUUAUCACCGAUCCACAGGGAUGACAACUUUGUGAUGAGUUUAUUGUUUCUAUAAUUUGAAAUCUGAGAUUUGACGCGCCAAUUCUCAGUUCUAUAAUUUUUGGGAUUCUGACAUUUACGCUCAUGGGAGUCCUUAUAGUGCAUUUAUUAAACGAGGGCAAGGAUAACAAUUUGCAAUCAGUGCGGAACAUUUAGUCCCACUACUUAAAGCUCCGCUGUGAAGAUUGUUCUGGAAGAACAAUUAUAUCUGUUCAGUGCAGACUCUGGGAAAUAAUGGACUUACUAGUUGUCAUGAUUCAGGUAAAAAUGUUAAAGCUGUUACACGUCGAACACACACAGAGUUGUAAGGUCACAUGAUUUUCAUGUGAACCGGACAGAGAUUUUAAUAUGUUCAGCGUAGUGAAUAGGAGAGAAAGUCUGGCACUGCUGGUGUGAUAAACCCCGCGGUCUGGUCUUCGUUUCAGAUAAACAAUACAUGAGAACUGGAGAUGAUUAAGUAUUACUGAUAUGGUAAAAAGACAAUGAUCCUUAGAUCUAAUUAUAUGGCAAGUACUAAUAAGUACUGACACCUAACUUUAAACUCAAAAGGUAUCGUAGAGAAAUUUAGAAGGUACUCUAGAACUGUUUAUUGUCGCCUUGAUCACAGCUUAAUGAUGCUUAAGAAUAGUUUACAAACUGUUUUGCGGAUAUCUGAGUUAUCUCUGAUCACAGCUUAAUGACGUUUAAGAAUAGUUUACAAACUGUUCUGCGGAUAUCUGAGUAAUUUCUGAUCACAGCUUAAUGAUGUUCAAGAUUGAAGUCUGCUUCAACAAGACUUUCUUCUUGGCUCCUUUCUUCAAGUUUGAAUAUCUUGCAUUAGAUUUUAAGGUAUUUUGUUUUCUUAUGAGUUAUUUCAUCAGACAAAGUAGGUAUCGAUUCGUACGUAUUCUAUUUAAUGUGCCUAAAGGGUGCACUCCAUUUAUUUUGUGCCCUGUCAUUGUUGCCGGGUUCAACUGUACUGUAACACACUGUCUCUUUGAAAUUUGACCCCAUGUUCUUGCAAUUUACGAUUGUGGUUCUGAAUCUGGAUCCGCUACUGCAAGUUGUUAAACAUCAAGACGUUAAACGUAGUGAAGAGGUUACAAACUGCGUUUAAAUUGUUGAAAAAUAGCGGCAAUGUAGAACGUAUUUAAGGCUAUACUGUAUCUGGUUCGUGGGUACAUUUAUAUUUUUAGCGCGAAAAAGGGUAAAUCGAUGAAAGACUGCAGGUUGAAAGGGGAAUAUGCAGGGGACCAUUCUGGUUUUCAGAACUUAUGUUCUGAGUUCACAUGUUUUAGCUAGUGAAUUUAAGCAUGAAAGGGUGAAAAUUUGACUGUAUAGAGGAGACGCGUAACGACUGUUUGUGAGGCUUGAAAUAUCAGUUCAUUUCGUAGCUUUAAU
Daucus carota subsp. sativus is the source of this 3648-nucleotide messenger RNA. RefSeq names its product LRR receptor-like serine/threonine-protein kinase EFR. Bases 206 to 1441 code for a protein of 411 amino acids. The transcript has 2 exons. Gene Ontology annotation, cellular component: membrane. The record is from RefSeq and is a predicted model, not a curated record. Gene Ontology annotation, molecular function: protein binding. Lineage: Eukaryota; Viridiplantae; Streptophyta; Magnoliopsida; Apiales; Apiaceae.